GCGCAGCGUAGCGAAACCAGGCAGCGCCACGCGCGGCUGGGGCCGGGCGGAACCGAGGACGAACCCGGCAGGCGCUGCGCCGCCCGCAUGGAGCCAGCCGCGGGCUUCCUGUCCCCGCGCCCCUUCCCUCGUGCGGCCGCCCCACCCUCGCCCCCCGCAGGCCCAGGGCCGCCUCCGAGUGUCUCUCCCGGAGCGGAGCUGGAGAUGUUGGCUGGGCCACCGGCGCGGGACCCCGGGCGCCUCAUCACUGACCCGAGCAGCGGCCGCACUUACUUCAAAGGCCGUUUGCUGGGCAAGGGGGGCUUCGCCCGCUGCUACGAAGCCACUGAUCGGGAGACCGGUGGCGCCUACGCGGUCAAAGUCAUCCCGCAGAGCCGCGUCGCCAAGCCGCAUCAACGCGAGAAGAUCCUAAACGAGAUCGAGUUGCACCGAGAUUUACAGCACCGCCAUAUCGUCCGUUUUUCGCACCAUUUCGAAGAUGCUGACAACAUAUACAUUUUCCUGGAGCUCUGCAGCCGAAAGUCCCUGGCCCACAUCUGGAAGGCCCGGCACACCCUAUUGGAGCCCGAGGUUCGAUACUACCUGCGGCAGAUCCUUUCGGGCCUCAAGUACUUGCAUCAGCGGGGCAUUUUGCACAGAGACCUCAAACUGGGAAAUUUUUUCAUCACUGAUAACAUGGAACUGAAGGUGGGGGAUUUUGGUCUGGCAGCUCGGUUAGAGCCCCCGGAGCAGAGGAAAAAGACCAUCUGUGGCACUCCUAACUAUGUGGCUCCAGAAGUGCUGUUGAGACAGGGCCAUGGCCCUGAGGCAGAUGUGUGGUCACUGGGUUGUGUCAUGUAUACACUCCUCUGUGGGAGCCCCCCCUUUGAGACAGCUGACCUGAAGGAAACCUAUCGCUGCAUCAAGCAGGUUCAUUACACACUGCCUGCCAGCCUCUCACUGCCUGCCCACCAGCUCCUGGCUGCCAUCCUCCGAGCCUCACCCCGAGACCGUCCCUCUAUUGACCAGAUCCUGCGCCAUGACUUCUUUACUAAGGGCUACACCCCCGACCGGCUCCCUGUCAGUAGCUGUGUGACAGUCCCAGAUCUGACACCCCCCAACCCUGCAAGGAGUCUAUUUGCCAAAGUUACCAAGAGCCUGUUUGGCAGGAAGAAGAACAAAAAUAAAAACCAUUCUGAGGAACGGGCUGAUGUCUCCUGCUUAGUGAAUGGCCUCAUGCGCACAUCCAUUGGUCAUCCAGAUGCCAGACCUGAGGCUCCAGCAGCUUCAGGUCUGGCCCGUGUCAGCUUGGUAGAGACAGCUGCUGAGGACAGCUCACCCCGUGGGACACUAGCGAGCAGUGGAGAUGGGUUUGAAGAAGGUCUGACGGUGGCCACAGUGGUGGAGUCUGCCCUUUGUGCACUGAGAAACUGUGUAGCCUUCAUGCCUCCAGCGGAACAGAACCCAGCUCCUUUGGCACAGCCAGAGCCUCUGGUGUGGGUCAGCAAGUGGGUUGACUACUCCAACAAGUUUGGCUUUGGGUAUCAACUAUCUAGCCGCCGUGUAGCUGUGCUUUUCAACGAUGGUACACACAUGGCCCUAUCAGCCAACAGAAAGACUGUGCACUACAACCCCACCAGCACAAAGCACUUCUCUUUCUCUGUGGGUGCUGUACCUCAUGCUUUGCAGCCUCAGCUGGGCAUCCUGCGGUAUUUUGCCUCCUACAUGGAGCAGCACCUCAUGAAGGGUGGAGAUCUGCCCAGUGUAGAAGAGGUAGAGGUGCCUGCUCCACCCUUGCUGCUGCAGUGGGUCAAGACUGAUCAGGCCCUACUCAUGUUAUUUAGUGAUGGCACUGUCCAGGUGAACUUCUAUGGGGAUCACACGAAGCUGAUACUCAGUGGCUGGGAGCCUCUCCUUGUGACUUUUGUGGCGAGAAAUCGCAGUGCUUGUACUUACCUCGCUUCCCACCUCCAGCAGCUGGGCUGCUCCCCAGACCUGCGGCAGAGACUGCGCUAUGCUCUGCGCCUGCUCAGGGACCAAAGUCCUGCUUAGGUUCCAACCUGCAGAGCAGGCUGUGAUCCUAGCCCUCAAGUCAAGGCCUGUGCCUGAAAGGCCCUUGCUUUUGUGGCCCUCCCUGUCCCUUUGGUGCCUCACUGGGGGCUCCAGGCUGAAUCCCCCAGGGAAUCAGGGACCAGCUUUACUACAGUUGGGGAUGGCCUGCCCUCCCUGUUUCCUUACCCCCCCUCUCUCCCCUUCCUGAAAUAAGCCUGAGCCUUAGCCCCCAGCUAGGGGGCAUUAUUUAUGGACCACUUUUAUUUAUUAACACACAUUUAUUUAUUGAGAUGUGAGCCCCAGGGGGCCUCCUCCUGGGAAUAAUAAACCAUUUUUGCAGAA
Molecule: messenger RNA, 2373 nt
Organism: Nannospalax galili (Upper Galilee mountains blind mole rat)
Lineage: Eukaryota; Metazoa; Chordata; Mammalia; Rodentia; Spalacidae
Gene: Plk3
Product: polo like kinase 3
Exons: 15
Coding region: 88-2031 (647 amino acids)
Biological process (GO): DNA damage response; protein phosphorylation; regulation of cytokinesis
Cellular component (GO): nucleus; cytoplasm; centrosome
Molecular function (GO): protein serine/threonine kinase activity; ATP binding; protein binding
Source: RefSeq, a predicted model, not a curated record